AUGCGUGUCGUGAACGAAGGAGGAGUGCGAGGAAAGACCCUUAAGAGGAUUCGAGGCAGACUCGAGGAGCAGAAGAUCCUGGGUCCAGGACAAAGACGAUUAAAAGCACCCCCCGGCUCUGACAAUGUCAAUCCUUUUGGUAGUCUACAACAGCCCAUGUCGCUUUGGGGGGGGGGGGGGCAUCAUGGCAUGGGGGGUUGGUGGAUGGUGGUAAUGGACCAGGCAAGGCAAGACAAGACGUUUUCGCUUGUUGCGGAAAACGAGAGGAACUCGCCAGGAACAGUACCAGGAACAGUACUGUACAGAGAACAACGAGGGACAGGGGCCAUGCAGGGCCUGCAUUUGGGCGAGUCUUCCAGCAUGACAAGCGAGCAGGGGGGGAAGGCGGCCAGCUCCAAUGGCGGUCGACGUGCAGCGUACAGGACCAGCAGGAAGCCACGAAGCCGUGAAGCCACGAGCCAUGGGCCAUGA
This is a messenger RNA of Glarea lozoyensis ATCC 20868, 471 nucleotides long. RefSeq lists its product as uncharacterized. The transcript has 3 exons. Bases 1 to 471 code for a protein of 156 amino acids. NCBI's taxonomy places the organism in Eukaryota, Fungi, Ascomycota, Leotiomycetes, Helotiales, Helotiaceae. The record is from RefSeq and is a predicted model, not a curated record.